Messenger RNA from Larimichthys crocea (large yellow croaker), 1219 nucleotides. RefSeq names its product ATPase H+ transporting accessory protein 1 like a (gene atp6ap1la). Bases 99 to 1088 code for a protein of 329 amino acids. The record is from RefSeq and is a predicted model, not a curated record. Lineage: Eukaryota; Metazoa; Chordata; Actinopteri; Sciaenidae. Gene Ontology annotation, molecular function: ATPase activator activity. The transcript has 8 exons. Gene Ontology annotation, cellular component: proton-transporting V-type ATPase complex.
CAGUCUGUCAGGAGGGGGCUUAAAGAUGGUGGGCUGAUUAAAGUAGAUUACGAGGGAGGGAGAGAGCGUGCUGGCAUCACACUCCUGUCACCACAGCGAUGGCUUCACCAUGGAAACACUGCUGCUGCAUCCUCCUCCUCUCUCUCCUCGUCCUGCAGCUGCAGUCGACUACCUGUCUUGACCGACAUCCAGCUGACAGCGCUGCUGUCUCUCCAGUCCAUGAUGAAGGUGUGGCACAGGGUGAUGGAGGGGUGAGGACGGAGGAGCAUCUGAUAUCUGCAGAGCAACCGUUCAGACAACUGCAGCCUCUUCUCCAGUCUCCGGAUGUAUCUCGGAGGAAGUUGCUUCAAACACCAGGAGCUGCACUUCCCUUCCCUCCCCUCAAGGUGUUGUCCAAUGGGGAGCCGUGCGUCCUUUUCCAGGCCAGAAAGUUGUCUCUUCGCUAUGAGAAGCAGAAGCAGCUGGACCUGACAGAGAGAGCUUUUUCUACUCAGAAACCUGUGGACACCAGCCAGUCUGUCUGCAGCCAGGAUAAGGCUACGUUGGUCAUGAGGUUUGGAGAUGUGGAGGAUUUGAGAGGCCUGUCCAUCAGACUCCAGCUGUCCAACACUUUCUACGAGUCUUCAGAUCAGUGGUGGUUCUCGGUGGAAAGCGUCUCUCUGCUGUACAACACCUCUGAAGAGGCGGUGUUCAAUGCCAGCGAAGUGUACGCUCCGGCCUCCUCCUCCUACCACUGCCUCCAUGUCAGCAGCCUGCAGCGCUACAGCCCCCUGCUGCUGCCCAGCACUGACCACGCCCGCCGCUGGGCUGUCACCUUCACCAACUUCCAGAUUCAGGCGUUCAACGUCACCUCUGGUAAAUUUUCCCCUGCGAGUGACUGUGCCACCUUCCUGACGCCGGCUAUCCUGAUGGGACUUGUCACUUCCCUCAUCUUGUUGCUGGUCCUGGCCUACGCCCUGCACAUGGUCAUCCACCUGAAACACAUCGAGCAUGACGAUGAACACAAGCCCGAUAUCUACUUCCCUCAAAACCCUGAAUAUCCUGAACACUGCUGCCUGGAAAGUAUUGAUGAGAAAAAUAUUCUGUAGGACAGAAGAAAAUUAGAGACUUUUAACACAUUGCCUCCACAGCUGAUUUGACCCUGACAACUUUCAGCUCAGGAUUAGGAUUUUAAAAUAUAUAUUUCUAGUGUUUUUUUUUUUAUUUGUCCAUUAGUGAA